UUGUGGCUAUCCCUGCCAUCUCUCUGCCUGAGUCACUCCCUUCCAGUUACUGGUGUUACCUUUUUGCCUGUCCCUGGUCUCCCUUUUUUCCUGGAGUUCUGGCUGACUGCUCCUCCCCUCCUGAAGCACCGGGCAAAGAAGGAGCCCUGCAGAGUUCUUUGCAACUCAGGUCCUGGGCCUGACUUUUGCCCCAAACACUUCCUCCAGCUGCAGCAGCCAUGGGAAACAGCCAGUCUCAAAUGGCUGGAGAUGAGAAAUGGACACUACUGAAAGCUUUCCUGCAGACCAUGAGUCCGUAUCAAUAUUUAAACUCGGACCAGGAUCUGACCACAGCUUUCAAGAUCUAUGAGUCAGUCGAGUCAUUUUUCUGCUCCUGGGAUUUCCAAGAAGCAACCAGUCAAGCGCAAAAAGAGUUGGAAUCAUUGGAAACCACCAUGCUGAAGAUUGCUGUCACGGGGGAAACUGGUGCUGGGAAAUCCUCUUUCAUCAAUGCCAUCCGGGGGGUGAGACCUGGAGAGACAAGAGCAGCUGAAACUGGGGUGAAGGAAACAACAAAGGAACCCACACCUUAUGACUGUCCCCGCUACCCUAACGUCAAAUUCUAUGACCUGCCUGGUAUUGGAUCCAUGAAUUUCAAGCCAAAGACCUACCUGACUAAUGUGAAUUUCAGUACCUAUGACUUCUUCAUCAUUAUUAGCUCAGAGCGGUUUCGAUCCAGCCACGCUGACCUGGCCCGGGAGAUCCAGAGGAUGAAGAAGAAGUUCUAUUUUGUGCGGGCCAAAGUCGACCAAGAUUUAGAGAAUGAAAGAAAAACCCAUGGUAAUACCUACAGUGAAGAUGACACUCUCCAGACGAUCCGGGAGGACUGCAGGAGACAGCUGCAAGUCAUGGGAGUCUCCAGUCCAAAGGUUUUUCUUCUCUCCAACUGGGAAAUAGAGAAGUUUGAUUUUCACCAACUUGAGGACACCCUAGAACAGGAUCUUCCCCAUCUGAAGAGGCUGGUGUUUCUGCUGAGCCUGCCCAACUUCUCUGAGGAAAUCCUGAAGAAGAAGAGAGCUGAGCUGAAGAAGUUGACCUUUCUCAUAGCCCUGGCCUCAGGUGGUGCCGGUGCCAUUGCCAUUCCUGUUCCCAAUGUCUCCCUGAAAUGCAAUAUCCAGCUCCUGCUGGUCUCCACAAUUGCCUUCUACAAGCACUUGGGCCUGGAUGAAGAGUCCCUGAGCCGUACAGCCAGAUGGGCCAACCUGCCUGUGGAUGAGCUGAAGGGAGUGAUGAGAUCAUCAAAAAUUGAAGACGUAACGUUUCACUUUAUACAGCAAGCCUGGAUCCUCACAGCAGGUAAUAUACUUCAAGGGUUGAUAGGUCUGAUUGGUAUGCUAGUAUUCGCCGUGUGCUCUUUCAUCAUCACCGUCUUCCAGUUCUUCCAGGUUGUGGAUGAGCUUUAUGCUGAUGCCCUCCGGGUGCGUGCCAAAGCUCUGGGAGAAGAGAACCCAGGAGAUUCCUCUGGGGCUGUGGCUUAGGGCAGAGAGUUGGGGAGCAGGAUGGCAGCAGGAUCUCAGGAUUAGCUCAGAUCUCAAACACCUGGGUUCUCUCUCCCAAGCCGAUCUGUCCUAAACCCCCUUACUUCCCAGUGCCAGGAAAGGAGCCAGGUGUUCAGGCUCCCAACCCCCUCCUCCCCUCCUCCACAUUGUUAUAAACCUACUCACUCAUUUCCCAGCUGGGAGAGAACCCAGGCAUCCCAGCCCCCAGCCCCACUGCCCUAUGCCUCCAGCUCCCACUCCCCUCCCAGAGCUGGAGAGAGCCCAGGUGUCCAGGUUUCCUGCUCCCCCUGCUCUCACACACCAUCCCCCACUCCCCUCCCAGAGCUGGAGAGAAUCCAGGCGUCUGGGUCCCAGCCCUGACCCUGGAGGUCAGUCAGAGUUUGCUGUAUGUGCUCCCUUCUCCAUUAUCGAGGAUAGUGAUGUGCAUGGUGUACGCUGACAACCACAGCAGCAUUAUAGAAAUACUGCACAAUGAAGCAUGCUAUUAAAUGCUGCUCACCUCACUUGGGAUUAAUGCUGUGAGUGGUGUUGUGCCAUGCCAGGGAUUUUUUGAGGAGUGGGGAUGGCAGAGCAGGGUUUCCCCCACAGCUGCUGUGCCAUGCCUGGUGUAGAGAAGCCUGACCCUGCCUGUCAAGUUGGAUGGGUUCUGCUCUGAGCAUUCAACACCUAUUAGGAGUUUAAUGGGUCCCCAAUGUUCCCUUGCUGUCCAGACAGCUGGCAGCAAAAGUCCCCAGACUUUUCCCACCGAGAACCAUAAGGAACCCCUAUGGCCCUGUGCCCUGUACCUCCAAAGCAUCACUUUUCAGCUGCCUGCAGUGUAAUUCUUUCCCCAACACCAUUAAUUUCCACGCUGGCUUUAUGUGAACCUGAUGAGUGGAGUUCUGUGAACCCGAUCAUGAGCCUUAAGUGCACUUGCUUUAUAAAUAGUGGGUGAGUUUUGUCACCAUUCAUUCCCUCACUUGCUAUGUCUCAACUGCUCAGACAGCUCAGUGUUGGUGGGCAGGGGGAUUUGCUGGCUUGGAGCAUUAGGGGCAAUUACCAUUAGUCAAACUUUUACCUGACUGGUUUUGAAGUUGUUUUGUUCUUGACCACUGCCAAGUACAUGCUGCCAAACACCUUCCCCCACUCACACUGUCUGACCUAUCAAUUGACCUAUCAGUCACUCAGCUGUGCUCCUGGGCAUGAACGUCAGAGGGCCUCCUGAGGCUGGGGGGGCACGGCGACUGCGUGUGGACUGCAUGUCGAGUAGGAAGCUCCUGUAGGUGGCCAUGGAGUUGUUGGCAGAGAGGGUUGGGGGGUGGUGAGUGCCAACCGGUGAUCGGCGACCACCCACACAUGCGAACAGCUGUGCCGGUGGUGAGGGGGGGUGGUGACGAACGCUGACUGUCCGGAGGCGCUGCCAGUAGUGUCAGCAGUGGCUAAUCUCAGGAGGUGCACAUGCACCUGCGUGCACCUCUUAUGCAUCGCCAACGCUCCUGGGGGAUCUAUUGGGUUUGAGGGAGGGGAAAUUUGGGGUUCGUCCAUUCAGUCUUCUGCUCAGUGCCUGCUUUUUAUCCACCGAGUGCUUGACGGAUUUCAGGGGUAAUCCCUAACAAACCUAAAACCCCAAGCUUUUGCAGGAAGGGUGUUUCCAGGAACCUGGGGUUUGUAGGAAUUGAAAUGUAAAGAACAGGGCUGUUAUAAUACUAAUGACCCUAUUUAAAAGCCCUACCUAUUCAACCCCCUUGGCGCAAGCAGGUGGUGGGGAGGCGGUAGGAGCCAGAGAGGGCUGAAGUCUACAGGUUUUCCUUUGAUUUGUGUUUAUGGGGAGUGUAAUGCAGCAAGGAUAUUAAAAUACAUUUCCUAUCACUGAUCACAUUCACUCAGCACCCAGAAAAAUGAAGAAAUUCACAGGGUGCUGACUCAUGCAUAUAUUAUAAGUGCUCGGAGAACUUCAGCACCCUGCUUGGGAAGAGGGGAGGUGGUCAUGAAGCAGCUCUCUGCUCCUGUCUGGGAUGGGGUAUGUCCAGUCAGAAGGCCAGGAUCUCUUGUUAAUGUGGGGUGGGGGGAGCUUGGCUGGUUGGUAUGUGGAUUUGGUAUGUGGUAUGUGCUUGGUAUGUGGACCCCAAUGUGGAAUCAGAAAAAAAAUAAAUGCCUUAAACUUUGAUCAUACGAGUUAUAAGAUGACAUAACCGCUUUGUGGAGAAUUGCUGGCUCUGUACAGUAGAACAGAUAAGAGAAAGUGUUUGUUCUUUGUAACUCCUCUGCAACUGCUUCGCUCACCGCGGCCUUAAGAUAGCAGAAAAAAGUAUGUACAAACUCUGAUCUCCAGAGGCAAAAAGGGAGUGUUAGUUCUCGCUUUGUGAGCUAACCUUGUCUCCCCCAUAAUUCCCAUCCUGAUAACAACAAAGCAGCAAUGAGCUAGUGUUUGUAGCUGCUUUUUCUAGCAAACUCCACUAUAUGAUGAUGAGUUGUAGCGAUUUGUUAAAAAGUAUAUAAGCCUCCUGAUUUUGCUCUUGAGGGGAACCCCUUCCAAGUGCUUGGGAAAUCCAUGUCACUUUGGGGUCCCCCCUACAGCUGUAAUUUCAUUUAAAUAAAAGCUUCU
Alligator sinensis (Chinese alligator) is the source of this 4122-nucleotide messenger RNA. RefSeq names its product T-cell-specific guanine nucleotide triphosphate-binding protein 1-like. Gene Ontology annotation, cellular component: membrane. Gene Ontology annotation, molecular function: GTP binding; GTPase activity. The transcript has 3 exons. The record is from RefSeq and is a predicted model, not a curated record. The coding region runs from base 219 to 1517 and encodes 432 amino acids. Lineage: Eukaryota; Metazoa; Chordata; Crocodylia; Alligatoridae.